Molecule: messenger RNA, 1065 nt
Organism: Kuraishia capsulata CBS 1993
Lineage: Eukaryota; Fungi; Ascomycota; Pichiomycetes; Pichiales; Pichiaceae
Exons: 1
Coding region: 1-1065 (354 amino acids)
Biological process (GO): C-terminal protein methylation
Molecular function (GO): protein C-terminal leucine carboxyl O-methyltransferase activity
Source: RefSeq, a predicted model, not a curated record
AUGGUACGAACACAGGAUGAUGUGAUACGGUCUACUGAUUUGGAUGCUCUUUCGUGCAGAGUGGCAUGUGUUUCCAAAGGCUAUCUCGAGGAUGAGUUCUUGAAACCGAUAGUCUCAGGACUGAUAAAGUUCCAACCAUUAUAUUCGGCUCCAAAUACUCAAUUUGUGGUGACAAGAAACCUUAAGAAACAACUCUUCCAAGCAAAAUUGCCUAUAAUUAGUCGGGGCUCAUAUAUCCGUGUGAAGUCAAUUGAUUGCUUGGUAGAUUCGUUUCUGUCACAACAUGAGGGCACACCAUGUCAAAUCGUGUCGCUUGGAUCCGGUAGCGAGACCAGACCGUUUAAGUUGCUACCGAAAUAUCCUGAAUUGAACUAUGUUGAGAUUGACUUUGCAAAGAGUGUCAAAGUAAAGAAAUACUCGAUUUUGGCCGAUGCAGUGCUGAGAUCGAGACUCGGAGUGGAAGCUGCGGAGACCAUACCUUCCACCUACGACGAGUUUGCCGUGGCUUCUCCCGAUUUACACACAGAAAAUUAUCAUUUGUUCUCCUUGGACUUGAGAUCCAUUGAUAGGACGUGCUCAAAACAGACUUUGGAGGACAAUGGAGUGAAGUUUGACGUUCCCACUUUAAUACUGUCCGAGUGCGUUCUGUGCUACCUAGAGCCCGAGGACUCCAACCGAGUGCUAAGUUUUUUCUUACGCGAAAUACCCGAUGGCUCUGUGAUAGUAUAUGAACCAAUGGGAGGGGAAGGAGAUGACAAUGGUAAGAUGUUUGGUAAAGUUAUGGAAGCCAAUCUUGCAACGAGAAACAUCAGUCUUCCCAGUCUAUUCACAUUUGGUACACUGGCUAGACAAUCGAGCAGGUUUGAAAGAUUGGGCAUAAAGAAAGUUAAAUGCUUAAACAUGGAGACAAUAUUUGACAACUGGAUCAGCCCCGAGACAAUGAGGAGGAUUUCGAGACUAGAACUGCUUGACGAGACGGAAGAGUGGAAACUAUUGAGUGAGCAUUAUUGCCUUUGCUACUGUACCUGGGGGAGUUUCGCGAUUGAUAAGAAAAUAAGCAUGUAG